AUGACUAAUUUACAUCUGUUGCUUGAUAAAACAUCGUCCAAUGAAAAGUUUCUUGGAAAAUCGAACAUGGGUGGGCUUCAGAUUAACGAUAUUCUGAAACGAAGGGAACAGCGAAGUUAUUCAAAUCAAAAUAAGGAGCUUGCAAAAGCGAACACCGGGCUAAUGAGCAAGGUCGGUUUGCUUGAAAAACGAAUCAAUGAUUUGGUGCAAGAGAAUCUUUGGCUGAAAGAGGAAAACUACAAGAGAAAGCAAACGACUAGGGAGGCUCUAGAUGAGAUAGAGAAACUAGUUUACAUGAAGUUUGAGGAAAUCUUGGAAUUAAUCAAUCCAAAGGAAGCAUUGAUUGAUCAUCCUCCUCAACUUGCGGAUACUCAGAAAGAAAAUGAACCUGUUAGACGGAAGCGGGAAAGUGUCAGAGAAGAAGUGAGGAGUAAACGGCGGCAGUCGUCUUAUUUUUCAGCUUCCAGGGGUACUAAAUCCAGUUCUCCAUCAAGAGUACAGAUAAUUGAAAUGGAUGCAGAUGUUGAUACCGAUAAGCAACAAUGCAAAGACCCGGACGAAAAUGCUAAUAUUUCAUCUAAUACUAAAGUACAUUCAGCAACCCAUCAAAUAAUGCCCAUGAAUACUGAAGCUGUGACUGAUUCUUCAAGCCGAAUUCGGACUAGAAGGAAGCCAUCGGUUGACUACAGAUUACCUUCCCUGAAAUCCAAAAUGAGACGGGAAGAAAGCGAUAAUGACGAUGCUGAUCGAGUGAAACCACAACAUAAGAAAAAUGCCCCACGUAAUGCAAACAAUGAGCAAAAGCAAAAGUUUAAGGUUAAACAAGAGCACCAAGAUGAAAACCAAUACCCCAGAAAAAAGUUUUCUGUCACAAUUAAUAGUAAUAGAAAAGUGCUUUCAGAACUACCACAGAACAGCCAUAGUACAACCCAAAGCAAAGGGGAAAAACUUGAGGGAGUACUCCAAAGUCGUAAUCAUCAACACACAACAUCUGAGGAAGGUGAUCUGUCAAUUUUUGAUUUCACGGACACAAAAGAUGCCCAUUCUAAAAAAUCAGUUUUUGAUAGUCGAAUGUGA
This is a messenger RNA of Komagataella phaffii GS115, 1077 nucleotides long. RefSeq lists its product as hypothetical. The coding region runs from base 1 to 1077 and encodes 358 amino acids. The transcript has a single exon. The record is from RefSeq and is a predicted model, not a curated record. Lineage: Eukaryota; Fungi; Ascomycota; Pichiomycetes; Pichiales; Pichiaceae.